UCAACAUUUCAAUUUUCAACAAUUGGUCAACAACAUCUCGUCGGAACGUUGCCUUCUAUUUUCUAUUAUUUAUUUUUCUUUGUGAAUUUGGUCGAUGAUAUUCUUUAGUAGACGUACAACAAUCCAAAUCGCUUGCACUAGAUAUUAUUUAAUUUGAAACUAUGGGCGUAGACGUAGAAACUCUAUCACCCGGAAAUGGUUUCACCUACCCAAAACCCGGCCAAACGGUGGUGGUUCACUAUACAGGAACUCUACAAAAUGGGAAAAAAUUCGAUUCCUCCAGAGAUCGUGGACAGCCCUUUAAGUUUACAUUAGGAAAAGGAGAUGUUAUUAAAGGAUGGGAUCAAGGUUUAGGAAAGAUGUCAGUAGGUGAGCGAGCAAGACUAACAUGUUCACCCGACUUUGCAUAUGGAUCUCGAGGUCAUCCUGGCGUAAUUCCACCAAAUGCCACCUUAAUUUUUGAUGUUGAACUCUUAAGAGUGGAAUAAUUCCACCUUGCCAUAAUGAUUAAUUAGCCUUAAUGAAAAUAUAUGUAAACCUUAAAGCAUUUUGUUGGUAUUUUCAUCCUGGUGCAUGGUUAAACCACAACACACAACUUUAGCUGCUUGAUUUAGUUAUUUAUGGUGAUAUGAUAAGGUUCACAGAUAUUUUAAUAAUUUAUAUGUUAUAGUUUAUAAUUACUCCAUAGUGAUAUUAUUUUCAUGAAUUAUUAUUAUUUAGCAUUUCUUAUUAUACAGCAUUAUUUAGGUUUGUGACUUAAGAUUGUUUUAAAGUUUAUCAUUGUUAAUUUUUUUAUGAACUCAAUAAAACAGCAGAUAACUAUA
Maniola jurtina (meadow brown) is the source of this 824-nucleotide messenger RNA. Its product is annotated as peptidyl-prolyl cis-trans isomerase FKBP1A-like. NCBI's taxonomy places the organism in Eukaryota, Metazoa, Arthropoda, Insecta, Lepidoptera, Nymphalidae. Bases 162 to 488 code for a protein of 108 amino acids. Gene Ontology annotation, molecular function: peptidyl-prolyl cis-trans isomerase activity. The record is from RefSeq and is a predicted model, not a curated record. The transcript is spliced from 3 exons.